Messenger RNA from Linnemannia hyalina, 1101 nucleotides. The record is from the annotation of a GenBank genome assembly. Lineage: Eukaryota; Fungi; Mortierellomycota; Mortierellomycetes; Mortierellales; Mortierellaceae.
AUGGAAACACUUGAAAGGCUACCCAACAUCAUCCGCCUCUCGGAGCGAGUUAUCCGCGUCCUCGGUCUCAACCCAAGCAAGUUCACUCUCCAAGGCACGAACACGUACUUGAUCGGAAAGGGACCCAAGAAGGUCCUCCUCGACACGGGCGAGGGAAUCCCCGAGUACAUCCCCCUCCUCCAAGAAGCCCUGGACAGGGAACAACCAGGCCCAGCAGGGGAACGCGCCACCAUCUCCAAGGUCAUCUGUUCACAUUGGCACCAUGACCACGUCGGCGGGAUCCAUGAUGUCCUCUCCUUCCUUGCCGCACGUAACAUCCAGCUGCAUAACCCACCCGCCACCGCUGCCGAUGCUGCCUCCGCCGCCGACCCUAAUACCAAGGGCUUGGUUGAUGUUGAUACCUCGAUCUCGUCGGCCCCCACGGGGGUAUUCAAGUUCCCCUGCCCAGAUCGCGAUGACCCAGAGACACGGUUUCAAACCAUUCAAGACCGAGAUGUUAUCCAAAUCGAUGACCAGACUACCUUGGUGACCCUCCACACCCCUGGUCACACGUCGGACCAUUGCAGUUUCUUUUUGAAGGAGGAGAAUACGCUGUUUACGGCGGACUGUGUCCUGGGUCAGGGGACUGCAGUCUUUGAGGACCUGGGGUCCUACAUCAGGUCGCUUGAGAAGCAGCUGAGCUUCUCUGAGGUUUCCUCUGAGGGUUCGUCGCCGAGUUAUAAGAUAUAUCCGGGUCAUGGGCCGAUUAUUGAGGACGGGCCGGCCAAGAUCCGAGAGUAUAUCAAGCAUCGGUUUGAGCGGGAGCGACAAGUCCUUGCCACCCUUUCUUCCCCCUCGACAGCAACCAGCAGCGCGAACAGUAAUGAUGAGGACGUGGUAUUAGUAAAGGCGUCUACAGGAAAGACGGCGAUGGAUAUUGUGAAGGUGAUCUAUCAAGCGUACCCGGUCAGUUUGCACCUACCGGCUCAACACCAGGUCUUGUUGCACUUGAAGAAAUUGGAGGAGGAUGGCAGGGUUAAGCGAGGAGGAGAAAGUGAUGCUGUAGAGAAUCCUGAGGAUGUUGUUUGGGAGCUUGUUCCUCCGACCCAGGCCAACCUUUGA